Pseudogymnoascus verrucosus is the source of this 3675-nucleotide messenger RNA. RefSeq lists its product as uncharacterized. The transcript has a single exon. The coding region runs from base 958 to 3537 and encodes 859 amino acids. The record is from RefSeq and is a predicted model, not a curated record. NCBI's taxonomy places the organism in Eukaryota, Fungi, Ascomycota, Leotiomycetes, Thelebolales, Thelebolaceae.
UGGCUAGUUGUCGCGAUAUUUCAGUAUAUUUGGAGUUGUUCCUGGCACUCAUGUCACAUGUCUUGGCGCUAAAACCGCUGCAUUUCAAAAUACAUCGCCAAAACUCCUUUGGCUUCUCAACAACAACUGGACACCUGGCCAUACGGCUCGGUAUUGCGCAACGAAUAAUGACAACCAGUUUAUCUCUCAGCUAAGUUCACGUGGCAUGCAAUCCGAAUCUCUCCUCUUUGUCUUUUUUUCUUCCGUUGCCGCUCGCGUCAGCACCGUUUCUUUGUUUUUCGAAGGUGUUGGGUUGAAAUCACUCGCAACCUGCUACAUACAGACUCUGCCUUUGAAGCAAAGAUCUAUAUCGGACUGCCGUUUGCGGAUUGAUCUUAUGGGUUACUCCUGCUUUCCAGAUUGGCUUGAAGAUGCAACUUGGAAAGAAGAACUGUCUACAAGGCCAAGCCGCAAGAGUAACCCAUGAGAUCGAUCCUAUAUACUCGCGGUUGUAGAACGACCGCGAGUAUUUAGGGGUGUCGAUUGACUAUCCUUCAAAUGUCCCCAAUACAAUAGCAUAGCUAUGCUAAUGCAUCCCAAACCAUGAUACUGACUCUCUAUUUCACCGCUUCCCUGUUAUUUGGCUUGUGUGCUUUCAAAUGUACGAAUUCGGAGUCUGCACCAUUGACUUGGCUUGCGGUGGGCGACAAUGGCACAUCUCCUUUCAAAGAGUUAUCGAGUUAUUUCUUUGUCAACCUUCCGGAUGCGUCGAUCAUUCAACUCUCAUAUGCACUCCUACGAGUUCCUCGCAAUGUUAUAAUGGCGUCCUGGCCCCCUUCAAAGAUUUAAAGAAUUGGCCACUGCAGCAAACUUUGCGAUCGGCUGAUUCUAUUGUCCAUACAUACUUGACAUUAUUCCCAAAUCUCAUUCAAUCGUCAAAACACUUUUUUGCAGUCGCAUAGGUCGACAUCUAUCCCAAUGGCUGCCAUCCCGAUAAGCCCUCCUCCAUAUGCCGAAAAAAGCCCCAGAACACCGCGGAAAUCCAAUACGAAUCCCCUCGGAAUUCUCAACUUUGGGACCCCAGGGAAUACACCGAGGAAAAUAACGAAACAACGCUCUCGACAUGACACUCCAGGCUCGGUGGCCAAUAAGGCAUACUUCAGCGCUAGUCCUGAUGUCGUAAAGGAAUUCUUGGUAUGCCUAGCAAAAGGAUGGGCCCCUGAGCACACAAGUGGAGAUAGGCACCUUUGUGGAGUGUAUGCUCUGCACCAAUCCUUCCGAAGCAUGAUGGGCGGGACCCAAGCCUUGCGGGGAUUCGGAUUCAAGGCCUUGAAGGAUGAAAUCGGUAGCGAGAGGUUCAAGACAUUUCACAGAAACGCCAUAAGAAGCCGGAUGGAAAAGUUCGGCUUUCAAGGGGCUGAUUUGGAUGAAGCGGUGAAACAAGCAAUAGACCAAGCAGGUUUUGGGAACAACGACUUCUAUAGUGUCGAGGAAUUGUCAGAGUUUGUUCGAUAUAUCAACAGGAUGUAUAACGUUCAAUAUCGGCUUGGAAUCGUCUCAAAGUUUGACAAGCGGAUACCAUCGGCUUACAUUGUCGAAGGCGACGACCCCCUCAACCAGCUACAUUACCGAGUUAUUUGGCUCUAUAAUAUCGAUAACAAUCAUUGGGAAAGCUUCGGCCCAAAGUCUAGCGAGGAUGGCCGGAAAGCUCGACGCAAAUGGAGGCUUCUAGAAAACUUAGAGACGGUGGUGAAUAACGGCCUCUAUAGAGUCACGGUUGCCACGGAAGGAGUCCCGGCCGAGUAUACCCUGACAACCCUUAUUGACCAGUGGGUGUUUCAAGUGGCACCCCCAGAGGGCCUCGAGCCAAGAGAGGGCCUCAUUUAUGUCCACACCACCAAGGGCCCCAAUUCGGACAGCUGGCGCGUCGUCGGCGAGUCGUCCAUGGAGACGAUUCGCCAUCAAGAAGGAUUCAUACCUUUAGCCAACCUCGAAGUAGUCAACACCUACAUAAUUCCUCAUGAUCGAAGAGGGAUGGUGGAGAAAUCCAGGAAACCUACAAAUAUUUUAGACCAGCGAACGGGAAAGCGAAAGCGGACGCCACCACCCCCGGAACAGCCACCUGCCCCAGGCGGGACUUCCGGUGCCGCUCCUGGUGCUACUGGGGGAUGCACUACAAUCGGGGCUACCACAGAAGGUCAGGAACAGCCUGGUCAGGAGCAGCCUGGUCAGGAGCCAAUACCAACGGGGUUGCCUGGUCGCGUUACGGGCCCUCAGAACGAUCUGCCGAUAACCCCCGGGAAUGACGGCCCAACUGUCAGAGGGCCAGUCGAAACGCCUACCUGGAUUGAAGGGCCACAGGCCAAACGGGUAGAACCUCGGAUCCAGCUGCCACCAACCCCCGGGAGUAAUGGCAUAACUUUCAGAGGGCCGCAGACCAACCAGCCAGGGGGCCUAAUUAUCCAGAUUCCGGAGCCAGUGAUUGUACAGCCAAUCCCGCCGCCUGACCCGCGCCCAAAGGUAAUAGGCCCCAACACGCCCCUCACAAUCUCGACAUUUGUCAACCGCCGAGCAUUCGCCCCCCGCCCCCGCCCCGACUCGACACGCGGCCCAUCCCUCGGUGCGCACCCCCGCCUCCCCCCCGGCCGCCCCAAGAGCAGAACAAUGGCCGAGUUCACGGCAACGCGCAACCUGAAGAACGACUGGGCGCGUACGCGCUUCCUGAACUUCUUCCUAGCCGACGUCCCCGACACCGACGCAGACGGGAAGCGCUUCAGCCCCAAUCACGACCAGCCAUACCACCAGGACCAGGUCCUGCUCGCCCUCGACGAGACCUAUGAGCCUGGUAUCCCAGGGCCUGUGCGCGUGCGCACCUUCGAUGAAGAUGAGGGGUGGGCGCACUCAGCGAACUUGCGGAAAAUCACGGAUCCAUUCGGCCUCGAUCUCAAUAGCGCUACCACGCAGUAUAGUAUGGACCCCAACGAGGCCUUCCGCGAGGACCUGUACCCGACGGCCUUCUUGAGGGGUCUAUGCCAGGGCUCGCGCAUCGAUCCGAAUGGAAGCAGACAGGAGAUCAUGGCGGGGCUGGCGGCGCACCGGAUGGAGCUGGGGGUGCCGCUUAUCUUGUACCGCCUCGUUGAGGCGGUGGGCGUCUUCUUCAAGGACGACUUGGUGCGUGUUCCCGGCGAUCCGCUGGCGAAUCCAGACGAGAAAUUCCGGGCGUUUGGGCUGGAGCCGCAUAAGCGUGGAUAUGUGAGGGGACGAGAUCUAGUAGCGGAGCCGAGGUCAUGGGGUGCGCGGGUGAGGCCUCAUGUGCAUGGGUUGACUGCGCCGUUCGAUGUGAAGUGGGCGCUGCCGCCAGGGAAUGUUAAGGAUUUGGUGCCGCUGGGGUCGAAGUUGUCGUUGCAUGGGUUGAACACGCCGCCGAGGGAGGAGAAUGGUGAGGUGGAGGUUGGGGGAACGGGUUUUGCGCCUGCGGGGCCGGUGGUGCCUUCGCGACGCCCAGGGCAGGUUUAUAUGACAAAGGAUGGAAGACCGAGUUUUUUCACUCCCGAGUGAACGGAGCGCUAGAACGAUGUUAUUAUUUUGUUUUUGUAGUUGGUUAGAUUCAUAGUUAUACUCGGCAAUCUUUUAAAUGCUAGCUUGUCCAUGGGUUCGAAAGUGACACUUCGAAUGGAAACAUACUGACAAGAAAAC